Hippoglossus stenolepis (Pacific halibut) is the source of this 1772-nucleotide messenger RNA. RefSeq names its product serum amyloid A-like 1 (gene saal1). NCBI's taxonomy places the organism in Eukaryota, Metazoa, Chordata, Actinopteri, Pleuronectiformes, Pleuronectidae. The record is from RefSeq and is a predicted model, not a curated record. The transcript has 13 exons. Bases 137 to 1564 code for a protein of 475 amino acids.
AAGAAGUGUACCGCUUCCGCGCAUGCGCAGCCAGUGACUUGAUAAAUGGAGGCUGUUUGUAAUGUUUAGAAACAGAAACUCACGAAUACUUACGUCAUUAUUCAGCAGCUAACUUCGUCUGCAGAGAGCGAACACUAUGGAGUUGAGUGAUGACUCUACUAUCGAGUCUGGUGACUCUAACGAUACAGAGGAGAUGGAGAAAUGGAGAUCGACAUCUCUAAUUGCACAGUCCCCUGUAAUGGACCGUAACCCAUCACCACCCCGAGAGACAGCUGAUGGAGAGGAGGAUGAAAAUGCGGAUGCAAUUGGAAACACUGUGUACAGCAAGCUCUGGCUUUUCACCACCCUGAAUCGUCUCAUCCGUAUGAUCAAAGAUCAUUCAGAGGAAGAAUCUGAAGGUCCAAUGCAGCUCGAGGAUGAUGAUGAGGAAGAUCUAUCUAGAGUUUGGGAUAUGACGAUGGACAAGGACGUUGCUGGUUUUAUGCUGGAAUUUAAAGCCCCUGAUAUCCUUCUUGGGAUGAUCGUCAAAUCUAAAUGUCCACGACUCACAGAAAUUUGUGUGGGAAUCCUCGGGAACAUGGCUUGUUUUCCAGACACGUGUCUGACUCUCAGCCAAAAUGAAGACUUAGUAGCUGUGCUGUUGCUUCUUCUUGCAGACGCAGAUCCUCCAACCCUUCUGGAAACAAGCAGGUUUCUGCUGACUGGUCUCUCUCAGAAAGAUGUUUGUUCCCUCUGGCUUCAGCGAAUACGACAGCAGACAUCUGUGCAAUCCAACCUCUGCUUCAUCAUGUGCAGCUCCACCAACAAGGACCUGCUCGAGAAGGUGGGAGAGCUGGUUGACAAACUGUUUGACCUUGACGAAGAGCUGAUGAAGAGUUGGAUCACAGCUCAGCCUAGUGAGGAGGGGGAUGAUGCUGAAAGCCGUCUGGAUGUGGCCUCAUGCCUUCUCGAAGCAGCCAAGCAGCUUAGACCAGAGAGUUCUACUGGCUUAGAGGUUUACCUUCAUGCCCUCCAACUCCUCACCACCGUAGAUGAGGGCAUUCAGGGUUUUGCGUCCCCCGAUGGGCCUGGCAAAGCAGUAUGGGACUUUGUCUGUGAGAUUGUAUGUGAAGACCUUUGCCGGCCCGAAGAUCUUCCCGUUGUCCUGCAGGAGGAGAAGAAGAAGAGCAUUUUGGUUCAGUCGCUUUCUGUUCUCCAGGCUCUUUAUAGAUGCCAGGAUCAGUGGCCCAGCAAAAGUGACACAAGUCUGACCCUUGUGGAGACCAUUCUGCGGGUGCUUCAGUUCCACAGUGAAUGCAAAGAUAAUGAAGGCAGUAAGGAAGAUGAACAGCUCAACACUCUGGCAGAGAUCACGACUGAGUUUCUUGCUGAUAUCUGCAGUCAGAUUCCCAAGGACACCGUUGCAGAUCUGGUGAAGAAAGGUUUUCUGACAGAGAAGAUGUGUCUCACAGCUGCAGGCAGUUUGUUUCCCAAGUUUAAAGCUUCAUUUCAGCACCUGCAGCUCAUGUUGUCAGAGACUGAUCCGCAGCUGGCAGACACGAUGAGGAGCCAGUUUCCUGAAUGAGACGACCAGCAACACGCUCAUCCAGACCCUCACCACUGCUCUUUGUACUGGAUCCUACUUCAAGUCAGAUUAUUUACAUUUCCACUGGGAAGGCUCAGAUCAGUCUGUAAGAGUAGUACAAGUUGUUCUGAUGUUUUUUAAAUUGUUUUGAGAGGGAUAUUUUUGUAUUGAUUUCAUUUGAUCUGUUAAUAAAACCUUUUUUUGUUUA